AAUAUUGCCUUUAGAGUUUAGACUUUAGAGCACAGAAUUAUUGACAGAGUUGAGAGUACAUUUACAUUUUACAACAAGUUUUAGAGUUUAGACCUCUUCUCACUUUUGAGUUAUGACCUCGGCAAUUUUAGCAACUCGCUAUUAGUGAGAAAUCAAUUAGAAGAAUGUCUGUCUAUAUUUUUUUAAAUAAAUGGUUGAUAUAAUUUUAUUUAUAUAAAACAUUGUAUGGAUGGAAAUAACAAUUAUUAUCGGAGUCAGUCUGAGUGUUGAUAGUGAUAAACAUAAUAUUAAUACAUAAUAGAGCAAAAAUAUAUGCUUUGAUUACCUAGAUCAAACACUACACAUUUUACGACGAUAGGUAUGACUGAUGUUUGAUACCUAUUUACUAGCAUGUGUAAAGUUUCAUUUUAAAUUAUAUGCAACAUGUGCUGGAAUAUUAUUGAAACCUCUUAGUACUUAGUAACUAUUGCCAAGAUAUUAAAUUUUGGUAUGGAUGAUGCGAACAUGAAUCAUUAUGAAAAACAGCUGUAUUGUGUGUUUAAAACAUUUGAUAUAGAUAAUGAAGAAGCCUUAGACAAGCGAGCUGUACUUGAGCUUUGUGACGCGUUGCAGCUAGAAGAGCAGGGAUCCGCGCUCGUGGAUUCGCUCUUCGAGCAGCGCUCCAGCCGAGUUACGUUUACUCAGUUCCGCAACGGGCUCCUGUCGGUGAUCGGCGGUGAGGGGCAGUCUACGGCGCCAGCACCUCGGUCACCCACAUCGCCGAACAAUUGCUGUUCCUCUCCCAUACACUCCGCAGCUGAUGGAGUCCUGAGCCGCACGACGCUACAAAGCGACGAUGAUUCUUCUUCUGGUCGUGAAUGUGUUCCGAGAGUCACAUUCGGUUCUAAAAAGUAUGGAAGAAGAUCUCGUCCGUCAAAAAUUAGUUGUGAAGAUUCCCCUCGUCAUCGGGUGGCAUCAGAAUCACGCUUGCACAAUGCAAGAAAUAAGCAACACUUUAAAUAUAAAAGGAGCUCGUCAGCAAUGGAGACUCGCUCAGAUAGUCUGCAAGACAAUCUACAAGGUUCUCACCUAGAGCACAACCAGAAUGUUGACAGAAUACAAGCCCUGGCAUUGUGUAGAGGUCUUAACAUGCAUGGUGUUGACCAAAACUUUGUAGAUAGAGUGUUUGAAGAUUCUAAAUCUGAACAAAUUACUGUUGGUAUGUUUUUUGACCGGUUGAAUGCCUCUUUACAAAGUUCAAUUGAUUCAACAUUAGAUAUGAGUGUGUCAUCUUCAGAAGAAUGUCUUGAUAUGGAAUAUACUAUGAGUGAUGUUAUUGUACAGGCCUGGGAAAGAGUGGGUGUUCCAAAACCCCAGCGGCUAUUAAAUGAUUUAGGUUUCUCUGCUGUGGGAAUACAGCUGCAGGAUCUAGAGCGUUGCCUUGAUGAUGAACUGCAAGCAUUAAAUUCCUCUUCCAUAAUAUCUGAUCCUCAAUCGUUGCUACUUCUAGCAUCCCACACAGUAGCUCAACUACGCUUAGAGAAAAUAAAGAUUAAACUAGAGAUAGCACUUGGUGAACGUGACAAACUACGGCUAGACCUAAAGGAAGCUAAUAAAAGGUCACGAAUGUUAGCUCAAGAUGUUGAUGAGAAUCAUGCCAAGAUAGAAGCAGAGCUGAAGGCAAGUCUGCAACAAUUGGAAGCUCGUCAUGCAGAUAUUGUAAAGGCAGUCACAGCUGAAGCUUCAGUAGAGAGAGAACAUGCCACUUCUCUAAGACAGAAGCUAGAAGCGGAAAUUGCUUGCAGGACUGACCUUGAAAAUAGAUUGAAAACAGAAUUAACGACAUUCAGUGAAAGACAGCAAGAACUAGAGGAAAGAGUAAAGGAAGCAGACUGCCGUGUGUCACAAACAGAAAAAGAGUGCUCCCGAAUUGUAAGAGAGACACAAUUGGCAGCAGAACAAAGUUCAAUGCUCUUGGAGGAUGAGAGAGGCCGCAGUGCAGAACUGAAUAGUCGGCUGCAGGAGCUGAUCAUGGAAAACCAAAAGCUUAGAGAUAGGAAUGAUGAGCUUUGUGCAGAGCUGGAGUCGGCAGCCAAGAGUACAGUGGGCCCUGUGUACAGUGAGGCGGCCUGCUGGCGAGAGGAGACUGCAGUGGCACCCUCCCCGACACAUUCAACACCCCUGUCCCAGAGAGGAAGUUUCAUGUCAGACGAUGAAAGUAAAUGUAAACACGAUGCAGAACGAAUUUUGCAAGUGAUUGCCGAGAAGUUGAGGUCGCUGCCGGUCGCUGCCGAGGACGUUUCGAGAUGCGCGAGGUGCGACGCCGUGUGUGAGCUGCAGGUGAUGGUGGGGCGAGAGUUACCCGCCGACCUGGUGCGGUCGUGGGACACGGACCUCUCCACUGCCAAUGCGAUCGAUUCGGAGAAAGAGAAUCUCAAGAGCCUUGUGAAGGAGUUGGAGCUGAGCCUGGAGCAGCUGCGGGAGGAGUACGAGCGGUGCGAGGAGUACUGGGCGGGCAAGGUGCGAGCCGACCGCGAGAGGUACGAGGCCGAGCAGCGUGCUGAUGACGAGCGCCUCGCUCAGCUGGCUGACAAGAUCGCCAGCUACGAGCGACAGUUUGCGCCGGCGCCGCCUGAAUCCUCCGCAUUGCCCGCGUUACCAGAAAGCGCGCUCGAGGAGCAGUACCUGCAGCUGGAGACGGAAUCCCGGGCACAGCGAGCCGCCGCCGAGCACCAGCUACGCUGCAAGAAUGAAGAGAUAGAAAAUCUGAAGAAAAUUAUACAAGAAGCAGAACAACGACUUAUUGACCUGGAACAACAACAUAAACAGCAGCAACAACAACAGCAACAGCAUCAACAGCAGCAGCAACAACAUCAACAGAAGCAACAUCGAACAACCCCGCGACAUUUCACCAUCGUGGAUGAACUGCAGCACGUGCACAUGAUGGCGGGAGGCACUGCGGGCGCGGCUCGGUGCGCAUGCGCGUGCGGAGGAGGCGGCGCGGGAGGGGGCGGGCUGCGGGCGCGGGCCGUGCGCGCCGAGCGGGCCGCCGCGCGGCUGCACGCGCGUCUGGCCGCCGCCGACCUGCUGGUGAAGGACCUGUACAUAGAGAACUGCCGCCUGGCGCACAUGCCGCACGCGCCUUGACCGACCAGAAGUGCGAGUGGUGGGCACCGUUUCGUACUGGCAGGAUUGUAGUGCUACUACUGGUCAUUAGUUCGAUCAAACAAUUAACCAUUUAACAUUACUACAAUUAUUAUUAACAAUAAUUAUUGUCUAACUUAACAUUUUUCCCCUGCGAAGAGAAGAAUGCCUGUAAGUUACCGUAGGUAUAUUUUCACGAUUUUGAAACUGAAUAAAAGCUCGAUACCGAUUUAAAUUUAUGUCGUAGCAUAAUGCGUCUACAUUUUAUUAUAAUAUUUUAUAUUUAAUAGUGUAAUAUAAAUUCGUUUGUGAAUGUACUGAAUGUACAUUAUUAUAUUUGUAGGUGUAUGUUGUAUAAGUAUAGUGCUACAUUCUUGACAUUUAUUUAGUCAUCAACAUAGUGUUAUUGUAGUAGGAGGCAGUGAAUGGUUCCCAUUCCGAUAUGACAUGUGAUGUACAACUAAUGUGAUAUGAUUUGAUCGUGUACCUUUGUAUAUAUCAGUUGUCACUUGCUUACAUAUUUGAUUGUUAUUGCGAGAUCUUUAUAUAAUAUUAAGUAAGACAUUUAGUGAUGUAGAUGGAAGCCAGCGGCCUACUCAUAUUUUAAAUCAAAAUGAAUUUAAAUGUUAUAUAACGUGAAGAUUAAUUUGUAUAUAAUUUAAGACUGACACUGAUUGACUGAUAAUCUUAGUCAGUGGUAGUCGUGAGGUGCGGCGAGUACAGACUAAAUAUGGUCCUUCAAGACGAGUGCAGAGUUGAUGUGGUCCUUCGAGACGAGUGCAAAGUAGAUGUGGUCCUUCGAGCCGAGUGCAGAGUAGAUAUGGUCUUUCGAUCCGAGUGCAGAGUAGAUGUGGUCCUUCGAGCCGAGUGCAGAGUAGAUAUGGUCUUUCGAUCCGAGUGCAGAGUAGAUGUGGUCCUUCGGGACGAGUGUCUUCUUAGUUAGAUGUUGUCUGUGUAUAUAAUAUCAAGUAUUAAGUUCCGUAAAGCACUCAAUGGCUGCAGAAUGUUGGACACGCCUGCGAUUUCAUCGUACACGCCGUGCUAAUGUGUUUCACCGAUGGACAUCUAUUAUGCUAUACUACCCCAGUGAUGUGUGUAAACUAAGAAUACUUAAAGUGCCUUUGUUAACUCUAUAAAAUGUUAGAUGACGUGAUGAUUAUCGAACCUUUGAUUGUUACUUGCAAAUUUUGAAUAGAAAGUAAUGUCCAAGAAUAUAUUACUUACUAAAUAUUAUUAUAUUGAUAGAUUAUUGAAUCAAUAGGUCAAUUUCUGUGCAGUCGCGCGCACCGGACGUGGUCGUUGAGCCCACGCUGCGAGCGCCUCGUGCAUAUAUAUUAUGACAUAAUUAAUAAAUUUAUUUUUUUAUAUAAUUUAUAUACAUACCGAUGUUCCUAUAGUGAUCUAUGAGUUUGUCAGUCACAAUGUUUGCGUGGCGCGGCGUUCAACGGUGUCGCUAUACGCAGUGGUGUUCCUGGUGUGGUCAUAUCAACAACCAGUGUGUAUAUUAACCCCCUUAUUCAUAAUGGUCCGCUAACUUUAAACAGCCGCUUAGGAGUGUUUUUUCUCAUUCUGACUUAGGUCAAUAGAAGCAGACAGAGUGAGAAUUAGCAAUGCUUUAAGUUAGCAGACUAUUAUGAAUAAGGGGGUAUAUCUUUAUAAUAUAUAUUAGCCGGCCGCGUAUAAUAUAAUAUUGUAUAUCCCAAUAUUUGUUUAUGUAUGUUAUAAUGAAGCGCGUUUACGAAUAUAAUAUCAAGCACCAAUCGGCUCACGAUUAUCCGUUAUUAAAUAAAUAUUUGUUGAUUA
Molecule: messenger RNA, 4926 nt
Organism: Leptidea sinapis
Lineage: Eukaryota; Metazoa; Arthropoda; Insecta; Lepidoptera; Pieridae
Product: blastoderm-specific protein 25D-like
Exons: 7
Coding region: 490-3126 (878 amino acids)
Biological process (GO): microtubule anchoring at centrosome; regulation of transcription by RNA polymerase II
Cellular component (GO): nucleus; centrosome
Molecular function (GO): transcription cis-regulatory region binding
Source: RefSeq, a predicted model, not a curated record